Molecule: messenger RNA, 2865 nt
Organism: Stereum hirsutum FP-91666 SS1
Lineage: Eukaryota; Fungi; Basidiomycota; Agaricomycetes; Russulales; Stereaceae
Exons: 4
Coding region: 1-2865 (954 amino acids)
Molecular function (GO): phosphatidylinositol binding
Source: RefSeq, a predicted model, not a curated record
AUGGCACCAUCCUCCCUGCUCUCGGGUAUCACUCUUCAGCCUACCUCCGCGCCACCGAACCCUAGCCCAUCAUUGUCGCAGGUCAUGCUACCGGGAGACACUCCUGGACCACCACCGCCUGAUUACUACAAAAGAGCGGUGUACCGCGCUGCUCCAGCCCACUUCAGUGUCGAAGUACUGCCACCCCAGAAAUUAGGCGGAGCCUACAGCUAUGGUCUUCGCAUAUCACCCAUAUACCGAGAAAACACCUCCACACGAUCCCGCACCUCCAUCGCCACAACCUCGGAAUACACCGUCUGGCGCCGCUGGGAAGACUGUCUCUGGUUCCAGGACAUGCUCGAGUUGCAAUACGAGAUUCGCUCACGCGAAAAGCGACAAAGACUGUCCGCAGGGAAGGGUGUCAAGAAGAACGGGAUGUACAUCCACGACCGUGCGGCCUCUUUCGAAUCUUUGCCGCCCGGGCCCGACCCAAAAUCAGUAGCGAAGAACGUGCACGAUUACCUGCCGAAGUUGUCGAAGAAGGGGACGCUGUUCAGGCCUAGUCAGAGUACUAUUGACCAACGCCACAAAGAGUUCUCGGCUCUCAUCCAUGCUUUCUUCCAGGACGAUGUGCCUGCUUUGAUACGAGAGCUGAGGGAUGAUCGUGUUCUGAGGGAUUUUUUCGGGUAUUGGAGGAGGGACAACGACUUGUUGACGAAGAAAUCGAGUGGUUCGAGAGCGUCGAUCGGAGGAAGCAAUGCAUUCUCGUUAUACUUCUCUCCGUCAAAUGUCUCGCUUUCCCUUCCGGACACUCUUCCCGACAUCGCCUCGACACAUUCAUCAUCCGGUUCUUCGCACUCUUCAGGAAUCCAUCCGUCGCCACUGGCCACACGGUCACCGAGGAGAAACUCUGCGGGUUCAGCGUCGAGCAUGUCGCUUUCGGACUCGGACGGAGGUUCAAGACGUCGGGUCAGGAACCCCAACUCAGCGCACUCACGUAUCGAGCAGACGAAUGGCGAUGUUGGGCCACUUUCCGAUGACGAGAUUCAGGUCGUUCCCCGCAAGAGCACUACCUCAUCCGGCUCGACUCUAGCGCCGAACAGCACUGCUAGUCUUCCGAGGUCCGCGAGACCUUCACAUCAUACAAGUACACGCUCAUCGAAGACCUUCAAUCAUUCUUCGAGGAACAACCACAGCGCGUACAAUAUGGAAGAAGACUUUCCUCUGUUUCUCUCGAGUUCUACGCGCGAACCAAACAAGUCUCAGCAAACCCCGAGGUCACCUCCCCAGCCGCAGUCUCAUCUUCGCGGAGGUCUCGAGUCUCUUCCCGAGGAUUCUGAAUUGGAAUCAUCGCCUUUAUCACAACCUGCAGCAGGAGCAGAUGCUCCUUCUUCACCACCGCAUAGCCCUCGUCCUCGCGCCCACUCUUCCGCUUCUGUCGUUGGUCACCGUAAAGGCAUCGUUUUCCAAGACACGAACCCCAAUGGAGACAGCGAACCUCCAAACCAAGAUCACGAUCCUUCCACGGCUCCAGAACUAGGCCAUCACCGUCGGAAGUCAUCUGCGGCCACAGCUGAUCCAAAUUCAUCCCGUCCCUCCUCCAUCGCUCUCUCGAAUCUCUCCAUGCAAGACGGUCAAUCAUCUUAUUCGUACAUGACCUCGCCUGGUCUCAGCCCCCGUUCAUCUCGCCCACUUUCCGCCGGCUCAUUCGCCGAAUCCUGCGAUAUGGAUAUUCCGUACAUGGAGCUCCCACUCGCUCAACCACCGACGCCGUUCAGCGCGGGCCAGCAACAAGUCCCUCUUUCGGCCGUCAAUUCGAGAUUCAACAGGAGUAGUGUCGAUUCUGAUAUCCUCGAUAGUAUGAGCCUCAGUCGGGAUCGACGGUCAAUCUCUCCUCAGCCUUUCCAUCGGCCUUCGCAUAGCACGCCCGGUGCUGGUGCGAAUCUUCGCCGUCCGUUGUCUGGUGGGUCUACGAAACGGAGGCCGAGGAGUCAUAGCCAGCCUAUGCCCAUGAGUAUGACUAUGAGCUUUGCUGUGCCGGAGGAGGAAACGUAUGCGGGAGACGAGGAUUUGAUGGAUACAUACUUUCAACCUUCUUCGGGCGCGGAGUCUGAGGAUUCACAUCUCGUGGCUUCGGCGUCGACGCCCCACGCAGAUACGCAUCUUCGGGAGGGCCAGGAACGAGCUCAACAACCCCGGCGUGAAUCUAUUUCCGGUGCAGACGACCCACGGCUAGUCUCACAAGACGUUCCGGAGGAUGAGUUCGGCGGUGACGGUUUGGACGAGUUCGAGUUUGACGAUGGCAUGGGGCUCGAACUAGGUGCAGGUGACAUCGACCAGUUCCCCAGUCCUCCCGACAGGUCCUCUGCCGCCUUCAGGUUCUCCACGCUCUCGCUUGCUCCAUCACUUGCCCCUAUGCCACAUUCCCCCGGUGCUCAAACAUUAUUUGCCCCUGACAACGGGAACGGUGGACUCGAUCCGGCCUCUCCAACGUUUACCAACCUAUCUCAAUGGCCUGAAGACGGUGGCCUCUUGAUCGUCAAAGCGGCCCUCGACGAUGCGAUCGUCUCAUUCCGUACCUCGCGCUCCACACCGUUCACAGAAAUCCAUCAACGUCUCUACGAAAAGUUCGCGAAGCAGGAAGGGUUGCCGCUCCCAGAGACAUUCAAGGUGGCGUUCUUACCUCCUGUCGUUCCUGGCGCUCCUUCGGCGCUCGGCGAUGCGGACAAUAAUGCGAAGGGGAGGAAGAGGAGGGGGAGCACGAUGUCGACUGUGAGCAGUGUGGCGUCGGCGGAUAAUUCGAGGUUGGUGCCGCUUGAGACGCAGGAAGAGUGGGAGAGCGCGGUGGCGGUGUGUGGGCAGAAGGUUGUGUUGAGGGUGCUUUAG